CGAAAAGUGAUGGUGAACAGCCCAGAGAACUAACUGGCUUCACUCGUUUCUGAAACUCGAUCGCUGGAGCACUCGAUGACUCUUCUCACGCGAGGUGGUGCAGAUGACAGCAGACUUGCGAUGCGCGAGAUGACUUGAUCCCGGGCCAUUUGAAUUUCAGCUCCGGCAUCUUUUAUGAUGGUCACGUAUCCCCUCGUCGAAGGAAUGGAAGACGAUUACUCACAGGACUUUGGUUUCUGGAAAAGAGCUCUAGAACUUUGUAGCGACGUGAUUAAGGCUGAAAUUCUCACGAUUAGAUGUGACUGACUAGAAGAAAGCUGAUCUGGAGAUGUGCAGACCAACCAUCGAUCGCAGGUAGUGAGGCGAGCAGUCGUUCUUUCUUAUCAUAAUACUUCAUCGAGAGAAAUCAUUUCUCAAAUUUGACACGGUACUCCCGCUCAAAGUACAGGCAGGGGCUGCGCAGGCCCCACUUGGGAUGUAUUGUGAAAUUCCGCUUCUCGCCAACUGUUCAUUUCUGCAACCAAAAAGGUCGUGCGAGCAGAGCGGAGGAAUGUCGCACUGUAGGAACUUCCAAUUGUUAAUGACAACGAUUCGCAACUCCAAAAUUGGAUGUAAGAGCAGUUGAUGCCAUUGUCCGUCUCCUCGAGAAAGAGUUCGGAAGGACAAAAAGAAAGACGACAUUUCUUCAAUUAAUGUCAUUGUCCGUCUCCUUGAGAAAGAGUUCCUAAGGCGAAGGGAAAGAUCAACCCCCGCGCGAGUAGUUUGCAACGGAGCGGCCGCACGAGUGGAGGAGAACAAACCCGCAGUCGGCAUGUGAAAACCCCCACGGUUGAAUUAGGGCAGCGCGAUUCGUAGUGCGAUUGAGGGCACAACGUGAUUGGGGCUAAACGUGGUCAGAAUAUACGUAGUUACAUACUGAACUGUAAGACUGGGUUUUGCACAUAUGUACUAAGUCCUAGAAGUGGUCAAGUGAUUAAGUACGAUUAGCCAAGGCAUAGCUAAGUCUAGCUAGUUAUGACUAAACUAGUUAGUUAUAACUAAAUUUAUCUAGUCAUGACUAAGUUUGGCUACAAUGUCUAUAGUUGGCGGAUUAAGUAGCGAAGUUCUAGAAGAGUGGAGUGAGCACUUCUAUUUUGUCUUAUACAAAAGUUCUAGAUUCCA
Molecule: messenger RNA, 1161 nt
Organism: Marchantia polymorpha subsp. ruderalis
Lineage: Eukaryota; Viridiplantae; Streptophyta; Marchantiopsida; Marchantiales; Marchantiaceae
Source: the annotation of a GenBank genome assembly